Melanotaenia boesemani (Boeseman's rainbowfish) is the source of this 748-nucleotide messenger RNA. RefSeq names its product elongin C paralog a (gene eloca). The transcript is spliced from 4 exons. Gene Ontology annotation, biological process: ubiquitin-dependent protein catabolic process. Bases 137 to 475 code for a protein of 112 amino acids. Lineage: Eukaryota; Metazoa; Chordata; Actinopteri; Atheriniformes; Melanotaeniidae. Gene Ontology annotation, cellular component: elongin complex. Gene Ontology annotation, molecular function: protein-macromolecule adaptor activity. The record is from RefSeq and is a predicted model, not a curated record.
CGGAACACAUUUAGUGCGGACCGGUGUACCGCAAACUAGUUCCGGGUAUCAAGGAUUUCGUGGCUAACGUUAGCUUUAAUACAAUCUCCGUCACAGAUUCAACUAGACAGUGGAUUAACGGAAAUCCCGGAACAAAAUGGAUGGUGAGGAAAGAACAUACGGUGGCUGUGAAGGGCCAGAUGCCAUGUAUGUGAAACUGAUCUCUUCAGAUGGCCAUGAAUUCAUUGUGAAAAGAGAACAUGCCUUGACAUCUGGGACUAUCAAAGCUAUGUUAAGUGGACCAGGACAGUUUGCUGAGAAUGAAACCAAUGAAGUGAACUUCAGGGAGAUUCCGUCUCAUGUUCUGUCUAAGGUCUGCAUGUACUUCACCUACAAGGUCCGAUACACCAACAGCUCCACAGAAAUACCCGAAUUCCCCAUUGCUCCGGAGAUCGCGCUGGAACUACUUAUGGCUGCAAACUUUUUGGAUUGCUAAAGUUACAAAAAUGAUGUGACUGCUUGAAACAUUUUUAGAUUUUGUUUUUUUUUUUUUUUUUGUUAAAUAUUUAACUUGUUUUGCCAUUUACUUCAUAUGAAACACUGUUUCUGUCUGUUUAUCUUUUUUCUUCUUUCAUGCUUUCUGUCAUUACCUUGGUAUUUAAUUAAAAUGCCAUUUGAAUGUGGCAGGGCAAGUAUGGGGUGACUGCAUCCUCCUCCACAGAAAUCUUUCCUCACCUCUCCAUCUUAAUAAAGACCUAUUUGGUGAGCA